Botrytis deweyae is the source of this 231-nucleotide messenger RNA. RefSeq lists its product as uncharacterized. The transcript has a single exon. The record is from RefSeq and is a predicted model, not a curated record. Lineage: Eukaryota; Fungi; Ascomycota; Leotiomycetes; Helotiales; Sclerotiniaceae. Bases 1 to 231 code for a protein of 76 amino acids.
AUGCAGUUCCAGCUCACCACCAUCUUCUCCGUCCUCGCUCUCAUGAGCGGCAGCGUUAAAGUACCUGCUGCUCCAACCCCAGUUAGUGCCUUUGUCUUCAUUAAUGAGUCGCGUGAAGCUCGUUUACUAACAUUGUUUUUCGCUUCAGUCAACCCCAGCACAACAAGUUGUCUUGGAGCAAUCUCGGUAGAUGGAGCAGCUGUGGAAGGUGUUGAAUGCUUGAAGGUUUAG